Adineta ricciae is the source of this 2256-nucleotide messenger RNA. Lineage: Eukaryota; Metazoa; Rotifera; Eurotatoria; Adinetida; Adinetidae. The record is from the annotation of a GenBank genome assembly.
AUGUCGUCUUCAACCAAUUCUUAUUCUCAUACCCACAAUAAUAACCAUCGAACAAGUUCACGUGAUACAUUCUACCCCCAUCAUCAUCAGUCGCAGCUCGAAUCGGUUUCAUCCGAAUCAUCAUCUCCCGAAACGACUUCAAGUAAAACAGACAGACACCAUCGAUCAUCAACAUCGAAAAAGAAACACAAACAUAACCGACGACGUUCUUCUGAGAGAAAAUCUCGAACACGUCGUUCCCCGUCAAGUGAUAAUAACAAUGAAUCCAAUCAACACAGUCGAAGUUCUCAUCGAUCACGGCAUGAUUCCAGCAAGCGAACAUCUCGUUCCUCUCAGUCUUAUUAUUAUACCCAUUCGCGCGAUGCGCCCAACGAAACAUCUUCGAACGAUCCAAAUUUUGAUAUAAAACACAAGAAACGAAAGCAGCACCAUACAGACAACAGUAGUUAUUCACCAAAACGACAUCGUCGAUCAAGUCCAUCAUCUUCACAUCCUGUGCCAACUCAUUCUUCAUAUCGUUAUUCCAAUCAAAAACGAUCAAAAUAUCAUCGCAAAUCUUCAUCAUCGUCAACACAUUCAAGUGAUCAUUCGUCAUCAAAUGAAAAUGAUACAAAUAGUCAAUAUCAACGUUCGACGAAAGGCACUUUAGCCUCAGAACUCGACAAAAUUCGACCCAAACUCAACAAAACCAAAAUCGUCUCAUCAAAUAACCAGUCGACUAGUGUACAAGAUGCGAAGAAUGACAUCGAUUCAAAUGCCAAUUCAAAUGAUAAGAAUUCCAAUUCUAAUCGUUCUGAUGGUUCCCGUCGUCGCACAACAAAUGUUCCGCCAUUGGCUGGCCAAACCAAUUUAACACGGUCGUUACCUAUGCCACCUGACUAUAAACCUGAUUCUCUAUCACCGUCAAGUCCAACAAAUACUUCUCCAAAUGUUUCUGAUAAGCCCAUUCGACGGCCACUGAUUCUUCAACGUCGAGAUGACAUGGUGCAAAAUCAAUGGGGAGAACGAACGGUUGAAGUCUAUGAAAUUUUAGCCAAGAUAGGCGAAGGAACCUAUGGUGAAGUUUUUAAAGCACGUGAAAAAGCAACCGGUGAUCUUUGUGCAUUAAAAAAAGUUCGUCUAGAAAAUGAGAAGGAAGGUUUUCCAAUCACGGCCAUCCGUGAAAUUCAAAUCCUUCGUCAACUAGCGCAUCCAAACAUUGUCAAUUUAAAAGAAAUCAUCAUGGAUGCGCGAAAUAUAGUUGAUAUCAAAAAUGAUACGUCAUUUUAUUUAGUUUUUGAAUAUUGUGAUCAUGAUUUGUUCGGUUUACUCGAUUCGGGUUUAAUUGAACUUGAUAUCGAACAUGUUCGAAUGUUCAUCUACCAACUUAUGUCUGGUUUAGCAUUUUGUCAUCAAAAAAAGUUUCUUCAUCGUGAUAUCAAAUGUUCCAAUAUAUUAUUAAAUAAUAGUGGAAAGAUCAAAUUAGCAGAUUUCGGUUUGGCACGUCUGUAUAACGCUGAUGAUAAAGAUCGACCAUAUACAAACAAAGUUAUCACAUUGUGGUACCGACCACCGGAAUUAUUACUUGGUGAAGAACGUUACGGACCUGCAAUUGAUAUUUGGAGUUGUGGAUGUAUAUUGGGAGAAUUGUUUACGCGUCGACCGUUAUUCCAAGCUCAAAGAGAAGACGAACAAUUAGAGAUGAUCUCACGUUUGUGUGGUUCACCAACGCCUGCUGUUUGGCCAGACGUGAUUCAUUUACCAUUAUUCGCAACAUUGAAACAAAAGAAAAUCUAUCGAAGAAAACUAAGAGAUGAUUAUCAAUACCUUCCCGUACCUGCAUUGGACUUAUUCGAUCGAAUGCUCGAACUAGAUCCAGCGAAACGUAUCAGUGCUACCGAUGCUCUUCUUUCAGAUUGGCUUAAGGAUAUCAAAGAAGAAUCCAUUCAACCCAUUCAAUUGGCACUUACACAAGAUUGUCAUGAAAUGUGGAGUAAAGAACAUAAGCGAUUAUCACGACGUGGUUGGAGUGAAAAUGAAAUCCAAGCGCAUUUCAAAGAACGUGAAAUCAUUGAAUAUCAACGAUAUAAUCAAGUCACUGACAUGCAAAUGGAUAGUCCUGAAAAUGCGACGUAUAUCAAUUCUGACAGUUUCCAACAACCACACAUAGAUAAUAGUGCUUCUCAUCACCAAACAACGGAAAUGGUAGGUUCAACAACAAUACCAUCGAAAAAUGGAAGCAUGCAACAAGAUCUUCAAAAAUUGAAACAAACUUGA